CAAUCCAAUCAGCCUCGAUGGAAGAGCAAGUGCACCAGUCAGGGUAAGCUGUGAGGAAGUGGGGUGGAUCUUCUCCCAUAUAAGGACACGGAAUGCUUGAUAUGGAAAACAAUUUUUGACCAGUGGCACUUACUUCUGUUGCUAUGAAGUGCUUUGAGUGGAUCAUUUAAUACAAACCCAAGCUCACAUGGACACAUUACAGUUUGCUUACAGAGAGAAAAGGGGAGUGGAAGAUGCUGUCACAACCCCCCUGAAUGGAAACACCUUGAAACACCUGCCUCUCAUGUACGCAUCCUGUUUGCAGACUUCUCUUCAGUGUUCAACACCAUCCAGUCACACAUGUUGAUAGAGAAGCUUGACAAACAUGGGUGUAGACCUCACUCUUGUAAAGUGGAUUCAGGACUUUUUGACAGGCAGACAACAGUACGUGAGGGUGGCUCACAGUCAGUCAAGAACCAUCCAAUGUACAAACCACACCCCUCCUCAAAAGUGUUCCACUUAUCUGAGACUCUAUCCUGGCAUGGAUACAAAGCACACAACAUUCAAGAUUAACUUGUCCCACAUCGUUGGAAAUUUGUCUUGGGCACUUAAGUCAUGCUGCAGCAGUAGUAAAAACAAAUAUACGCAGACAGCAUGUACAAACAGAUACUGUACAGUAACAGACCGUACUAUGGAUUCAAAGCAUACAUAUGGCAUUCAGCUAGUUGAUCUUCAGCCUCCGAUACGUUUUCUCAAUAUAACUGGAGUAGAAGCGGAUUUACUCUCAUCAGAUGGGAGCUGUUGUUACCAAAUCAGAAGCGUCACACAGCCAAGAUGAAAUUUAAAAUGAGGGCCCUCAUUUUCCUGCUGUGUGUGACUACUAUCUGUGUGUCUUGGAGAGGAUAUAUGUCAUUCUCCCUGCCUCAGAAUAAAAGACCCUGUGCUUGUGAGCGAUGUUUAUCUGAAGAUGAUCCGUGGUUUAUGAAGCAUUUCAACAAAUCUGUUGAACCAUUUUUGUCAGCAAACUACAAUAUCUCAGAGGACAUUUUCAACUGGUGGAAGCCCUUACAGGGUGCAAAGGGCAACUUCAGUACCUUCAGAAGAAAAGUGGAGAGGCUGUUUCUGAUGGUCCCACCCAGUCCGGAAGUUCUAGAAUCCAGCCCUGACCGCUGCAGGACUUGCGCUGUGGUGGGGAAUUCUGGUAAUUUGAGGAAAUCACAUUAUGGACCUCUCAUAGAUUUCCAUGAUGUCAUCAUAAGAGUGAACGCUGGUCAAAUCAAAGGCUAUGAAGCAGAUGUUGGGACCAGAACAACUCAUCGUGUCAUGUAUCCAGAGAGUUCGGUGGAUUUAGACAACACCACUCAUUUUGUGCUGGCUCCAUUUAAGACGGUUGAUUUUGACUGGCUCACAGGGGCCCUCACCACAGGAUUCAAUGGAGGACCACAUUGGGGUGUAAGAUCAAAAAUCAAAGCUAACAAGCAUUUGGUGAUGGUCCUUAAUCCAUCUUUUAUGAGGUAUGUUCAUGACAUGUGGCUGGAAAAGAAGGGUGAUUACCCCUCCACUGGCUUUCUGGCUUUGAUUCUUGCCCUGCAUAUGUGUGACGAGGUCAGUGUGUUUGGUUAUGGAGCAGACAGUGAUGGAAACUGGAGUCAUUACUGGGAAGAACUCAUGAACAAAAAGUUAAAAACUGGAGCACAUCCUGGAGAUACAGAGUAUAGAAUGAUCCAGGAGCUAGAUGAGCAACAGAAACUCAAUUUUUAUACAGGGUUCUGAUGUUUCUCUCAGCAUUUAAAGGAAGGUUAGUAGUAGGUAACUGUAGAAGAACAUGAAGGGCUGUAUUUUUUCCACCGUUAAGACGGUUAAGAUACCAAUCUUUGUGUUUUGCACGUGUAUGUAAAUCUCCUGGGUUUGCUACUUCUGAAGUAUUAUUUGCAUGUGGUAAUGACUGGAAGACACACUAUACAAUUACAGUAUAUGUUUACACUAUAGAUAGCCAACUAGAGUAGAAUGCACAAGUAGGAUAAAAGUUAGGGAUAAAAAGCUGUGUCAAAAUGUCUUCUUUUUUACAUUGAAUAAAUAAGGUUGGGGUAAUCGUGCAGUAUACUGUACCAUUCACUGUAUUUACUGAUGUGAUAAUUGAACAAAUAUUUGACAUGAGCUUAUGCCCAAAGCAAACUACAAUAAGUGCUUUCAACCAACCAGGAACAAUGAUGGCAGAAAACAAGUCGUAUCACAAAGAUAAAAAGUUUAAAUUGUGCAACACAGAAACUAAAUUAGCAAUAAAUAUACAAAUGUCCUCAGUCCAGAGGUCCUCUAUGUAUUGUCUUAAUAAAAAGGUGCAAAGAUGA
This is a messenger RNA of Perca fluviatilis (European perch), 2327 nucleotides long. RefSeq names its product CMP-N-acetylneuraminate-beta-galactosamide-alpha-2,3-sialyltransferase 1-like. Gene Ontology annotation, molecular function: beta-galactoside (CMP) alpha-2,3-sialyltransferase activity. The transcript has 7 exons. The coding region runs from base 814 to 1752 and encodes 312 amino acids. The record is from RefSeq and is a predicted model, not a curated record. NCBI's taxonomy places the organism in Eukaryota, Metazoa, Chordata, Actinopteri, Perciformes, Percidae.